UGACUAUAUAACCAAUUGUUGUGUUAUUUCCGGUUAAGACUUGACUUCCUUUUCACGUUUGAUUACAUCGAGUGUUGACUUACUGUUGAAGACAUCACCGAAACAAUGUCUUUAGUAAUACCGGAGAAGUUUAACCAUAUUUUGCGUGUUAUGAACACCAAUAUUGAUGGCAAACGUAAAGUGAUGUUUGCAUUGACUGCCAUUAAGGGAAUCGGUCGGCGAUUUUCAAACAUUGUCUGCAAGAAAGCCGACGUCGACCUCAACAAAAGGGCCGGAGAACUGACUGAAGAAGAGGUUGAGAAGUUGAUUACAAUAAUGUCAAAUCCCAGACAAUACAAGAUUCCCGACUGGUUUCUCAACAGACAAAAGGAUAUCAAAGAUGGAAAGUACUCUCAGGUGACGUCCAAUGCAUUGGAAAGCAAAUUGAGAGAAGACUUGGAACGGCUUAAGAAGAUUCGCGCCCACAGAGGUCUUCGACAUUACUGGGGUCUUCGAGUCCGCGGACAACACACUAAGACAACCGGACGAAGAGGUCGUACCGUUGGUGUCAGCAAAAAGAAGAACUAAUUGCUUGCAUAACAUUCUUGUUUGUAUUAAUACGUAUUUUGAAUAAAGUUUGCGAUCCAAUCAAAGAGUUAAUUAUUUAU
Oppia nitens is the source of this 647-nucleotide messenger RNA. RefSeq names its product 40S ribosomal protein S18 (gene RpS18). The transcript has 5 exons. Gene Ontology annotation, molecular function: RNA binding; structural constituent of ribosome. Gene Ontology annotation, biological process: translation. The record is from RefSeq and is a predicted model, not a curated record. NCBI's taxonomy places the organism in Eukaryota, Metazoa, Arthropoda, Arachnida, Sarcoptiformes, Oppiidae. Gene Ontology annotation, cellular component: ribosome; small ribosomal subunit; cytosol. Bases 106 to 567 code for a protein of 153 amino acids.